Molecule: messenger RNA, 4072 nt
Organism: Epinephelus moara (kelp grouper)
Lineage: Eukaryota; Metazoa; Chordata; Actinopteri; Perciformes; Serranidae
Gene: slc37a1
Product: solute carrier family 37 member 1
Exons: 18
Coding region: 239-1594 (451 amino acids)
Biological process (GO): phosphate ion transmembrane transport; glucose-6-phosphate transport
Cellular component (GO): endoplasmic reticulum membrane
Molecular function (GO): glucose 6-phosphate:phosphate antiporter activity
Source: RefSeq, a predicted model, not a curated record
GUUCUCUGGUCCGUCAGACCUCAGUGCUGCUCUUGUGUUUCCUCUCUGCAGGUACAGAGCUCUCACAUUCAUCCUCACCUUUCUGCUUUACACCAGCUUCCACCUCUCCAGGAAACCCAUCAGCAUUGUCAAGAGCGAGCUCCAUAAGAACUGUUCAUCUGUCAGUGACCUAGCCACCAUUGCCUCCAGCAGCAGCAGUAGCAGCCAGCAGCCCUUCCUGCCAUCUCUUCACACAGACAUGGACUGUAGCUGGAAACCUUUUGAUAAAAGGAACUACAGGCAGCUGCUGGGAGCCAUGGACUACUCCUUCCUCUGUGCCUAUGCAGUGGGAAUGUACCUCAGUGGCAUUAUCGGGGAGCGCCUGCCUAUCCGACUAUAUCUAACAGUGGGCAUGCUGACCAGUGGCCUGUUCACCUGCCUAUUUGGACUGGGUUAUGUCUACAACAUCCACAACCUGGGCUUCUAUAUAUUUGUCCAGGUGGCCAAUGGCUUGGUCCAAACCACUGGCUGGCCCAGUGUAGUGACCUGCAUUGGUAACUGGUUUGGGAAAGGAAGGCGUGGACUCAUCAUGGGGUUGUGGAACUCUCACACCUCAGUGGGAAACAUCCUGGGCUCUCUGAUCGCAGGCUACUGGGUCUCCUCCAACUGGGGCCUGUCCUUCAUUGUACCAGGGCUCAUUAUUGCUUUCAUGGGCAUCGUCUGCUUCCUCUUCCUCAUUGAGCAUCCAAAUGACGUGAAAAGCAUGUAUGCUCAAAAUACGUCUCCGGGCAAGAGUGUUCCAGCCAAGAGUUGGAGUGGUGUAAAUGGACACACUGGGGUGUAUCUGCAGUACAAGGACAACAAAACCCAGAGCUACGACACAGAGCUGCUGUUGCCCCGGGACAGUGUGUGUGUCCCCACACAGCCGGUCGUGGUGGUAAAGAGAGAAUCAGAGCCGUCCGCCAUCAGCUUCAUGGGAGCUCUACGCAUACCAGGAGUGGUCGAGUUCUCUUUGUGUCUGCUGUUUGCCAAGCUGGUCAGCUAUACCUUCCUCUUCUGGCUGCCACUCUACAUCACCAAAGCAGCUCAUCUAGAUGCCAAGAAGGCUGGAGAUCUCUCCACCCUGUUUGAUGUGGGAGGAAUAGUGGGUGGGAUCUUGGCAGGAGUGAUAUCUGAUAAACUGGGGAAGAGAGCCACCACCUGUGCAGUCAUGCUGCUGCUGGCUGCUCCCACACUGUAUGGCUUCUCCAUGAUCAGUGAGUUUGGGCUGGGGCCAACCAUUGGCAUGCUGUUAGUGUGUGGAGGCCUAGUCAAUGGACCAUACGCCCUCAUCACAACCGCAGUGUCUGCUGAUUUGGGGACCCACAAAAGCCUGAAAGGCAAUGCCAGAGCAUUGUCUACUGUCACUGCCAUCAUCGAUGGCACAGGAUCUGUAGGUGCAGCACUGGGCCCCCUGCUGGCUGGGCUGUUGUCUGCAGGCGGCUGGGAUCAGGUCUUCUACAUGCUGAUGACUGCUGACUUCCUUGCUCUGUUGCUUCUGCUACGGCUUGUGACAAAGGAGCUGACGUCAACUAAAUCCCGUCCCAUCUCCACUGUAGAGUUGAAGGAACACUGAGCACUUUGAUUGCACUGCCUCCACGCAGGAGAUCACAUACACACACAUAUGCUCACACACCCACACACACAGCAAUGAAACCACUUGUCUUAGCCUGAAUUGGACUGUGGCUCUGACUGUCCUGGACGUGAGAUAUUUACCACACACACACACACACACACACACACACACACACACACACACACACAGGCACAUGUCAACAAAGCAACGUGUGUGUGUGUGUGUGUGUGUGUGUGUAUGUGUGUGUGUGUGUGUGUGUGUGUGCAUUGCCAGCUACAGUAGUUAAACAGACUGUACUUGCAUCCCUGAGGAAGAGCUCAGGCUCAAGUUCUGGCUGGUGGACCAAAAAGACCUGCAGCAGAUCUCUGUGUGGAGGAUUCAGAAAUGCACACAUAUUCAACUUCUCUCCUUCUGUUGACCUAUGGCAGCCAGGUAGAGCUUGAACACACUACCUGCUUGUCUCCUCAAAGGACUGGCACAGAUAUGAAACUAGCCUUACUUUGACAUGUAUAAUAGAGCUAGAAGUGACAGCUAUUUAUUUUGGAUAGCAAUCUUUGAAAAAGCAACUUCCAUGAGACUGUGUCCUUGCGGAUCCUGCUGUAGUUCUCCACCUAUUUUUAAUCCCUUAGCUAACCAUAACAUCUCUGAGCUAAACAGUCAAUUUUAUAUCUAAAUCUAACCAUCUCAACUAUUAUACCUAUUUACAUAUUUUAUCUUUGAACCAUGUUGUGCUCAUUGGUGGUUUGAAAAAACAGCCGAGCCAGUCAGAGCCUUUAUAAAUAUAACUUGUUAGUUAACAAGAAAACGCCACAGUGCAUCUUUAAAGGGUCAGUUCACUCAAAUUUAAGAGUUCUGCCUCCACUCCAGUACAAUGGGGCUGAUUUAAAUUCUUUUUGUGGUUCAACAGCAGUCUUUCCAGACAUAGCGCCCGUUAUUUUAGAUAAUCCACAGAAGACACUGUCAAGUUUUUAUAGGGACUAUGUCUGAAAAAGAAAGUAGUUCAACCAAAACUACUAGUGUUGUGCAUUAUCUAGAAUACCAGGAACACUGUUUCUGCAUGUUUCUAUUGACAUUUGUAAAUGUCGUAUUUUAAUGCUUUGAAAAAAUCAAAUUUUGAUUGAAUUGGGGUGGAGACAGGACUCUCUGCUUGGACAAAUAAAGCCAAAACUGUGUAGAUGGAUGGAUGCCACUAGAGAGUGGUGUAAAAUUAUAAUUGUAAUUUAUGCAAACUGACCCUUUAACUUGAAUAAAAAAUAAAUUAAAAACAAAACACUGGUACCUUCUUAUGUUUACACCAGGCAGCAACCUUUGAGGCUGAAAAAUGAAGCAGGUGUGGAAGUGCCAAAAACUGCAGUUUACUGAACGGUCACUUGAGGCCGGCUCCCAAACAGAGUCUGUCCCCAAAGAUCCCCAUGUUAAAAUGCCCAACUUUACAGCAGAAAUAAACAUUUUUACAUCCUGGAAGAAAAAACUGUUUUAGACUCUAUAGCUAAUUUCAUCAUUCAUGACAACUGUACAUGCAUGACUAAUAACUCACCUGUUCACAUUUUAAUAAGGCCCAAAGUAACUCAUAAAUAAGGUCAGGGCAGCUUAAGUGACAGGCUGUCUGCAGAUAUUGUCCUUCCUCAGCUUCUCAUUCAGAUGCCAAACUAGGGGCUUCAAAACGGCAGUCCACAGACCAAUGGGUGACAGUAGCUACAUCCAUUAUUUACAGUCCAUGGUUCACACUAUUAAGCUAGUGUUUUGUUUUGUUUUUUUAAAUUCUGUUUCCAUGUGAUAUGACAGUCCUAGAUGAAAUUUUCUCUCUUUACCAUUUAUAUUAAUGUUGUCCUUUGGUCAAAGAGUAUUUUUGUUAAUAAAAAGAAAGAAAUGAACUGUCCAGCUGAAAAACUGCUCUUGGUAAACACAUGAGUUUGUCAGAGGGGUGCUGGACCUAAAUUCUGGGUGAAGCUGUAUGUGUAAAAGGAACACAGACCAACAACAACAAUAGACAACUCGCCUCUUUUGUGGAAGUUGCUGUUUCACUGUCACCUUUGCCUUACUGAACCAAAGAGAUUGCGGGGAUCAUGUUGUAAUUUAAGUAAGAGACUACUUAUUUUGAAAGUCAUUUAAGUUAUUCCUGUUGGUUAUGUGGUGGUUUCUUUUUUUUCCCUUGAAUUUGUUGUAAAAUUAAGGCACCAAAGUUGUAUUUUUAUAUCAGAGCUACAGAUGAUAAUGUAUGUUUUUCUGUGGAUGGGAUCUGAGAUAUUGUGAAUGUAAAUUUCUUCAAAUUAGAUGACUUAAGUUUUCAAACCUCAUAUGGAUAUAUUUUGCAGUGCAAUGUUGAUAAGUUAAGUUUGUGUUUAUGAUAGUUGGUCACAGUAAAUUAAUGUCAUCUCACACUUUAAACUUGGAAUAUCAGGAAAUUAUUCCAAUGUCUGAUCUUGUAAGCAUAAAAAAUCCUAUCUUUGAGAAUCAUUAAAGUCAGACACAAAAUAC